Molecule: messenger RNA, 573 nt
Organism: Durusdinium trenchii
Lineage: Eukaryota; Dinophyceae; Suessiales; Symbiodiniaceae
Source: the annotation of a GenBank genome assembly
GAUCAUGGAGAGCAUGAAGGGCAUGCAACUCGUCAUCCAGGCCGAAACUCAGAACAUCACAACUCUGGUGCACUGGAACGGCGCCGGCCACACGAGCUCAACUCGGAUGAUUCUGAGACUGAGACCGAUGAUGUCCAACAGGAUGAUGACGCUGAUGCUUUCCGCAGGACAAAGAUGGCCAAGGCCAUGAUGAAGUUGAACAUGACGAGCGACAUUCGAAAGGCAGCUCAAGAUGUGCGAGAGGAAGCACGAAAGGCGGCGCUGGAGAUCAGCCAGCAGCCAAUCGAGACGCCGAAGCUCUCUGUGGCAGAGUAUGCAAUCAACCUUGCGAAAGCUGCUGACGUGCCACUCGAAGAGGCGGAGAGGCUGGUUGAGAUGAUGAGGCUGUUGAGCAUGUUGAGCGAACGAUUUCUGCCGUUUGUUUAUCAGACGCUUCUGGACAUGCUGUCUUUGCCACUUGGUGACCAACAGCUGGCGCUCAAGAUGCUCUCUUUGGGUCAUGUGGAUGCUGCUUCACCCAUGCGCCUUCUGGAAGCGAUCGUGCCAAGAGCCUCGGGAUUGCCAGCCUUUUAG